CUUAUAAAGAAUACGAUUAUUGUUGUCAUAUAUUCGUGCAUUAAAGUCCCGAAAAAAUAAAGCUGAAAUAUUAAUAUAAUUAAAAUGUUGAAAUUUUACUAUAUUACCAUUAAAUUAAAAAUAUAAAGAUCACCUUGUAAAUACAAUGCUAACAAAUUCAGCUCACGAAAGAUUUUAUGAGACUUAAAUUCAUUACUCGCGGAGUCCGGUUUGCUUCCAGUACGCUUAAAAUAAUGGAAUUUUCCGAUCCGCCUGCAAGUGCUUCAUACUGCUGUGCAGAAAGCAACGAUGGUAUUCCACCAACUUUCGCUAUGUAUGAAGCGCUAAAAGACUCUUGUCAGAACAACGCGACAUUCUUCAAACCGGACGAUACAGAAAACGGACAACGUUUAUAUCAAGGAUUCAUGACAUUAAGUGACCAUAUAGAAACGGUGUGGCCCCUAGUGGACCAUGUACGAAAAGUAGCACCACAAUAUGAUUUUGAUACAAAAUCUCCCGGAAACGGAUACCGAAGUUUUGUUUCAGUUGUAGACUCGUGUGUGUUAUACAGUCUCAAACUAAGUCGGCAAGUCAGUACAGGACGUGAAGCACUUCUAUUCCGAAAAAGCCACUUUGUGAAGGAAAUAGAGUCGUGCGGUCAACUUUUAGCAUCGCUCGGAACCUGUUUACAUCACCUUCAGACUUUACUUGGUUGGGCACCCCCGGGGGAACUGUUUCCCACCGAACAUCAUACACCCGAAGAACUGUUCUCUCAAGCCGACACAAUAAAUCAGUAUUGCUUCUACGGAAGAUGUCUUGGGUUUCAAUUCAUACCAUCGAUGCGCGGAAUACUAAAAGGCAUAUCCAUAUGUAUGGCGGGUUUCUCUGAAGCGUACUACUGUCACGGAAACGUGAUUAGCUCUGUUUGGACCGGAGGGCAGUACCUGAUCAACCCUGAGUUGAGGGCUAGGCGUAUAGUGAAUAUAUCGCAGUCGGCGAGUAUAGAAUUCUGCAAGGCGUUUUGGUUUUUAGCUGAAAGCGAAAUAAUGAAGCGUGUCCCCAGUUUGAUGUCUUCGACGGUGGCCGUUAAUAAAAUCAUAACGAUACCACCUGAACCGUUGACGGUGACCACGCUCGAAGAUAAGGAGAUCACCGUCCUACCACCCACCGUACAUAUAGGGCUUCAGGGACUGAACAUCAGACUUAUUAGUGUAAACAAGAGGGUCGGUAUGGCCGGCGAGAGUUCCUCAUCGCUGCCGCCGUCGGAUGGCGUCCUUUUCCACUGCCACGGAGGAGGCUUCGUGGCCCAAAGUUCCAAGUCGCACGAGACUUACCUCCGGGACUGGGCGGCCAAACUGAACGUGCCAAUUAUGUCGAUCGACUACAGUCUUGCACCGCAGGCGCCCUUUCCUAGGGCUUUAGAAGAGGUCUACUACGCUUAUUGUUGGCUGUUGAAUAAUUUUAAAACAGUCGGAACUACGGGUAAAAGAAUAGUGUUCGCCGGAGAUUCGGCUGGUGCCAAUCUGGUCGCGGCUUGCACCGUGAAGAUAUUGUCGACCGGCCUGCGUAAGCCUGACGGCAUGUUCUUGGCGUAUGCUCCUCUCAACGUGAACUUCGUGCCGAGCCCGGCGCGGCUGCUGUGCCUAAUGGACCCUAUACUCCCCUUCGGGUUCAUGAUGAGAUGUCUGAAAGCCUACGCCAGUCCAAACAUGAGCGGGUACAGCAAGGACAGCAAGGACGACAAAGAGAACAACCAAAGCGUUUUGCCGAACACAACAAGCACUCCGAGCGACACAAACGGCUUCCUGAAAGUUAGCCAGUCUCAAGAAGGUAUCAGCGAAGGUCCGUCGUCAUUCGAAGAGGUUUCACCGUCGGACCUCGCCGAGCUUCAGGCGCACAAGUCCGGCAGCGAACGUAGGAAGUCCUCCGACACCACGAUCAGUGCGGCCUCGUUGCAGAGCGAACACACCGUCACCGGCACAACUCCUCCCGAGGACAAGUCGCAACAGUACGUCACGGAUUUCUUAGAGCGCUACGUGCUGGACAGCGAUACUGACUCCGAGGGGCGGAAACUGAACAAAGCACCCAACAACGAUGUCUCACAGAGGUACUGGAUUUGUAUUCGAACACGGGCACAGUCGCGUCGCUUGAUGCGAAUGCACCGGGCGUCUUAUCCUUUAGGCCGCGACGACCUCAAAUGUGUUUGUCAUGUUUGCAAUAGGGAGAUCGAAUCGGAAAACUCCAGUACACUGGUCGCCGAAAAACCGUUGACAGUCCCAACAGAAGAGGAGGGCCCCGACAACAGGAUGAAGAUUAAAACCAGAAUAAGUGAAGCGGCCACCGGCUUCAUGGGCGCGAUGCAGACCAGGCUGGCCUACAUCACGGGGUCCAGCGCCAUCGUCAGGCCCACACAGGAAGACUUGGCGGUACGCACGAAUUUGGAUGCUCUGAUAGCUCGCAGUCCGUCCGAAGAGUUCAUAUUCUCGGUGCCUCGGGACCCUUAUCUGUCUCCGUACUGGGCCGAUGAUGAACUGCUCAAGAUGUUCCCACCCGUCAGGAUAUUGACCGUACAUUUGGACCCGUGCCUGGACGAUUGCGUGAUGUUCGCCAAAAAAUUGAAAACACUCGGAAACGUUGUCGGCAUCGAAGUAUUAGAGGGCCUGCCUCACGGAUUCCUCAAUUUCUCUCUCAUGGUCAAGGAAGCGAACGAGGGUUCGAAACUUUGCGUCGAGAGAAUGAAGCAGUUAUUCGAUUUGGACGCGGCGCCCGCGGCCGCCGAUAACCAAUUAUGAAUGUGUGGCCUCUGCUGCCUUAAAACGUAGUCGUUACGAGGCGAGGCUGCACGCGGUGCCUGUAAUCAAUCGAAUCGGAACUUAUUGACAAAAAUGAAAAAAACAAUCGAAUUUUAAAAAUCGAUUGUCUAUUCGUAAAUAAUUCGGUAUUAUGCGAACAAUAUAUAUGUGUAUAUAUAUUCGGACUAUUGUGAGUUUAAAAAAUAAAUACUAUUUUGUGGGCUUAUUACAAUACGUACAUGUGAUUGAUCAUACUUUUACGGUUUAAUCUUAAAAUAUCCGUUAUAUUUCGUUGAAUUGUUUGGUUUUAGUACACUCAAGGCAACCCCAUAUUAAUGCUGGCAAUUCCGUGAUUAGCACGCUAUAUGUUUAAUCCAGAAAAUGAAUUUAUUAUAAUUUGUUUAUAAUAUUUGGUAAAUUAUUUUAUUUUCUAAGUGGAAACACCGAGCUUUGUAUAAGAAUCUCGGUUAUUUCACGUUUCCUGUGAAAUUUGUUUAAGGACAUACAAAUAAAAUAGAGAAACGAAAUAUGCCUAUAGUGUAUUAAAACAUGUUAUUGUACACAAUGUACACUGUUUACAAUGGGGCUUCAUUGCCAAUUACUAUGAGAACGUUAGUUUCAUUGUUACGUUUAGUUUAUUUUAAAUUUUAAUGCAGAAUUAAAGUAAAGUAAAAGAAUAGAUUUGAAAAUCCUUAUAAAUCAUGUAUAGAUAAAUUAUUAAUCGCGUGUGUUCCGAAUAAAAACAUGAAACGGAUUUUGUAUGUGAAAUGUUGUUCUCGGCUCGACAAAUUUACUUUGGGCUUGGACACACCAAUCGAUACCAAGUCGAGGAUCGAUAUGGAACUUGCCCAGCAAGGUAUCCAAGGUCCUUGAUGUACGUCUAGGAUUCAACGCACCUGAGACUGCCGCUGCUAUUUCUAAGCGAAGUGUGCGUACGAUGUUGCUUUGCUUCGUCAUUCGGUGAAUCCAAACAUAUAGAGGGAUUGGCGUGUCGAAUGUCAAUUUUGAAAUUUACCACAAAGACUGUACAGAUUUUUUAGUAAAACGUUACCUUAGAACUUACUUCAAGCCAAAUAACUGAUUAGUACAGUUUAAACGAAUAGCUCUACAUAAAAAUCAUGUAGCGUUCCUUUGCAUUAAAAUAUCACUGAUAUUUAUCACUGAAGUAUUAUUGUACAGCAAUUUACAAUAAGAUGCUUACGUAAUAUUAAUAUAUAUUCCAAAUAAAUAAUGUCAACGUCCUUAAAACAAUAUGCUCACUAGAACUUGCUAUAGAGGAAUAUAUAAAGUCCUAAUUCUAGUUAGAUCUCUCAAUAAGAUCUGUCCGCAUGUUUCGACCAAAUGAAAGUUACUUAGAUUAAAUUAAAAUAGUAUAUUUAGUGUUAUUAAAUUUUACCUUAGAUUUAUCAUUGUUCAGUUAUGUUUGAUAGAAGUUAUUUAAACCCAAAAAUAAAAACGUGUACUGUCAUGGUGUUGCAAGAAAAAAUAAAUGCUUCCAAAGUGAAAAAAAAAAUGGCAAUUGAAUGAUCGCAAUAUUUUAAAAGCAUUUUAGCUGUACGUACCUGAUUGAACAAACACACUGCAUUGCUUUAAUACUUGAUAUUUGUAGUGAUUGUAACCUUAAAUUUAUAUUUAUAUAUAUUUAAAUAUAUUGUUACUAGUAAGUACUAGGUAGUGUAUAUUUGUAAACAAAGAUGAAAAAUUAAACUAACUGUUUAUGAACAAGAUGUGUCGUAUAUUAUUUUUUAAUAUAAUUAAUGUGAUAUAUUUAAUAAAUGUAGUUUACAAAUACGUUAAUUAUUCUGAAUAUAAAAAAUAUCUUAAUGUCAAUAUUAUAUAUUGUAACAAAUUAAAUAGUCCUAAUUAAACCCUGUCACUAUACUAACUAACCCUAUUAAAUGACACUAUCGAGUUAUUAAAGACCCUGUUAAAUAAUAGUGUUUACAAUGUAUAUAACCUCAAAAGUUUAAAACAAUUCAUAAUCCAAAGUAAAUUAAUGAACCAUGUUUUUAGUUACUUCAAAAACUUAUCACAACCAAAUUAACGUAAAAUUGAAGAGAUUAUAUAUAAUCUGUUCAAAUAAACUGUAAUUCUAUUUUUGCCUUGGUUUUAUAUGUAAAAUAC
Messenger RNA from Bombyx mandarina (wild silkworm), 4895 nucleotides. RefSeq names its product hormone-sensitive lipase (gene Hsl). The record is from RefSeq and is a predicted model, not a curated record. Gene Ontology annotation, cellular component: cytosol. Gene Ontology annotation, molecular function: triacylglycerol lipase activity; sterol ester esterase activity. Gene Ontology annotation, biological process: triglyceride catabolic process; cholesterol metabolic process. NCBI's taxonomy places the organism in Eukaryota, Metazoa, Arthropoda, Insecta, Lepidoptera, Bombycidae.